Molecule: messenger RNA, 2472 nt
Organism: Dioscorea cayenensis subsp. rotundata (Guinea yam)
Lineage: Eukaryota; Viridiplantae; Streptophyta; Magnoliopsida; Dioscoreales; Dioscoreaceae
Product: probable acyl-activating enzyme 16, chloroplastic
Exons: 18
Coding region: 146-2287 (713 amino acids)
Biological process (GO): fatty acid elongation
Cellular component (GO): chloroplast
Molecular function (GO): long-chain fatty acid [acyl-carrier-protein] ligase activity
Source: RefSeq, a predicted model, not a curated record
UUGCGCCUUUCUUCACUUUCGGUCAAGUCUAUGCGCGCAUUGAAGUCAUCGCCCCCGACCGUCUUCUUCUUCUUCUUCUUCUUGUUGCUCAUUUGUUCCACUGUCUUCCUCUAAUCUCACCUCGCUUCACCCUUUGAGAGCUCAAAUGGCGAUCUGUGUUCUUUCCGCCACUAGUCUCUGCUUGAUUGAUCGGAGGAGGAGCUUCUUGGCAGCUAGCAAUUCCCUACGGUCACGGCGGCGGCGGCGAUCGAGUAUUGUCUGCAACUCAGAGGUAGAACGGCGGGUUAUUAGAAGGUGCUCACCCUUUCUAGAGGGUGUAACAUUGAAGAGCACCACUAAUUUGGCCACAAAUGAUUGGAAAGUAGUUCCAGAUAUUUGGAAGUCAUCUGCGGACAAAUAUGGUGAUAGGGUUGCCCUUGUGGACCCUUAUCAUGAGCCAACAUCAGAGAUGACCUACAGGCAGCUUGAGCAGGAAAUUUUAGACUUUGCUGAAGGCUUAAGGGUUAUUGGAGUUGUCCCAGAUGAGAAGCUGGCAUUAUUUGCUGAUAACUCCAGCAGGUGGCUAGUUGCAGAUCAAGGGAUCAUGGCUAUGGGUGCAAUUAAUGUUGUACGUGGUAUGAGGUCAUCUGAUGAAGAAUUGCUUCAAAUAUACAAACAUUCUGAAAGUGUUGCUCUUGUUGUUGAAAGUCCAGAAUUUUUUAACCGUCUUGCGAAGUCUUUUAUUUCUGAGGUGGAUAAAAGAUUCAUUAUUCUCUUAUGGGGUGAGAAGACAUUACUAAAUAGUGGAAGCAUUAAGAAUAUUCGAUUGUUUGAUUACAAGGAGAUUAUAAAGUUGGGUAAAGAAAACCGCGAUUUGUUGCUCCAAUCUUGUGUAGAAGGGAAAGACGAAACAUAUGAAACCAUCAGCCCUGAUGAUGUUGCUACGCUUAUGUAUACAAGUGGAACUAGUGGCACACCAAAAGGUGUCAUGCUUACUCAUAGAAAUCUUUUGCAUCAGAUAAGGAACUUGUGGGAGAUUGUGCCUGCAGAACCUGGUGAUAUAUUUCUUAGCAUGCUUCCAUCUUGGCAUGCAUAUGAGCGUGCUUGUGAAUAUUUCAUUUUCACCUAUGGGAUCGAGCAAGUUUACACAAAUGUGAAAAAAUUGAAGGAAGAUUUGAAGCGAUAUCAACCACAGUACCUUAUUUCAGUUCCACUCGUUUAUGAAACUCUUUACAGCUCAAUCCAGAAGCAGAUAUCUUCAAGCUCUGCAGCUCGGAGAUUUAUAGCUCUCAUGCUAAUCAAUGUCAGUUUGUUAUACAUGGAAGCAAAAAGGAUUUAUGAGGGAAAAUUUCUCCUGGAGAAACAGACGAACCAUCCUUACAUUUUUGUGUUUCUUGACUGGUUGUGGGCAAGACUUGUUGCAGCAACUUUAUGUCCAUUACAUAAUCUAGCAUUGAAGCUAGUCUAUAGUAAAAUUCACUCUGCAAUUGGAAUAUCAAAGGCUGGUAUAAGUGGUGGUGGAAGUUUGCCUAAUUAUGUGGACAAGUUUUUUGAGGCUAUAGGGGUGAGGAUACAAAACGGCUAUGGUCUAACUGAAUCUUCCCCAGUACUUGCUGCUCGGCGACCUGCUUGCAAUGUUCUUGGUACAGUGGGGCACCCUCUUAAUCACACCGAAAUCAAGAUCAUAGAUGCAGAAAAUGGUGAAGUUUUACCAGAUGGCUUGAAAGGCAUUGUCAAAGUCAGAGGCCCACAAGUUAUGAAAGGUUACUUCAAGAACCCAUCAGCUACAAGUCAAGCCUUAGACGGCGAGGGUUGGUUGAACACAGGUGAUAUAGGUUGGAUUGCUCCAAAAAGCUUUACUGGUCGCAACCGGGAAUGUGGUGGGAUGCUUGUUCUUGAGGGUCGUGCAAAAGAUACAAUUGUUCUGACAACAGGUGAAAAUAUUGAACCAUCAGAACUAGAGGAUGCUGCCUUGAGGAGUAAUUUAAUUCAACAAAUUGUGGUCAUUGGGCAGGAUCAACGUCGUCUUGGUGCUCUCAUUGUUCCAAACAAAGAGGAGCUUCUAGCAAUGGCAAAGGAAGAUUCACUCUCGAGUGAUCCUUCUGAACUUAAUAAAGAUGAGAUAAUGAAUCUAUUACAUCAUGAACUCAGCUCUUGGACGUCAGGUUGCUUGUACCAAAUAGGACCCAUUUUGAUUGUGGAUGAGCCGUUUACGAUUGAAAAUGGACUGAUGACCCCAACAAUGAAAGUGCGAAGGGACAGAGUUGUCGCCCAAUACAAGGACCGGAUCGCAAAACUCUACCAGUAAAAUAUACUUCACAGGUCCUUUCUGUUUAUGAUGGCAUGCACGUAACAAACUUUUAGUGUUGUGCACAAUAUCUAUGUGCAUUGCUUCAUAUUAUAAAAAUAAGUGGCUUCUCACUUAGAAGGCAUAGUAUUUUAUGUGCAUCGCCAAAAUGAUAUAACCAAUAAUAUGAGUUAUUUUUCUUGCAA